Nerophis lumbriciformis (worm pipefish) is the source of this 1124-nucleotide messenger RNA. RefSeq names its product mitochondrial ribosomal protein L28 (gene mrpl28). Lineage: Eukaryota; Metazoa; Chordata; Actinopteri; Syngnathiformes; Syngnathidae. Gene Ontology annotation, cellular component: mitochondrial large ribosomal subunit. Gene Ontology annotation, molecular function: structural constituent of ribosome. The record is from RefSeq and is a predicted model, not a curated record.
UGACAGGCCUCGUUGGUGGGGUGCGCUUCGAUCAAUGCGGAAAUGUGCCCAAUUCUAGAAGGCGUUAAGAAUGUCCUUGCGCGUUUGGAGAUUGUUUCCCUGAGGAUUUAAUUGAUUUUAUUUAUUAACAAGAUCCAAUAUGCCUCUUUUAAAAUACUCCCCUAAAAUCUGGAAUGCCCUUAAGAUGAAAGAGGGCAUACAUGCCCGUCUCCCUGAACAUUACUUAAAGUCCCUGGAGCAGAAAGAGCCCACUGCGGUCCACUGGAGGCCUUUGGGGGUCAAGUACCGUCUCAACCCAAAGACGGGUCAGAAAGAACGAGUGCAAGAUAUCCCAAUCCCCAUCUACUACCCUCCUGAGUCGCAGGACGGUCUGUGGGGAGGAGAGGGUUGGAUAUGCGGGUACAGAUAUGCCAACAAUGACAAAAUGUCCAACCGUUUGAAGAAGACGUGGAAGCCCCAGCUCUUCAAGAGAGAGCUUUACAGCGAGAUCCUGGACCACAAGUUCACCAUCACGGUCACGACUCGCACUCUGGACCUCAUUGACGCCGCCUUUGGCUUUGACCUCUAUAUCCUCAAUACGCCAAAGGAAGAUCUCUCCUCCAAACUGGGGAUGGACCUGAAGAGAGCGAUGUUGCUUCGCCUGGCUCGCAAAGACACUCAGCUGUACCCAGAUGACCCCGUGAGAAGAGAGAAGGUGUACAACAAGUUCAAGCAGCAGUUUGAGAUCCCAGAGGAGGAGGCCGAGUGGGUGGGUCUCACCCUGGAGGAAGCUGUGGAGAAGCAGAGGCAGCUGGAGGUCAAGCCGCCUGAGCCGUUGUUCAAGGUCUGUGUGGAAAAGCUGAUAGAGGACCUGCAAAUCCAGAAACUGUCAGAACCUCAUCUUAUUGAGAAUAAAUGAAUAGUAGAAUCCUCUGCCAUGGAGCUCCACUGAAGAAGAGCUUCUCUUCCUGGUGAAGUGUCAUCACAUUUCUUUGAGUUUGUAAUAGGUUGAAACUUUUUGUAUUUUUACAUUGGAGAGAGAUGCACGGGAAGGAGGGAAAAUAAUGGAUCCAAAAACGGUGCAAAUAAAACCGCUGCCCAUUAAUUAUCCUGUAUAAUGUAAUUAAAAAAGAAUCACAUUGUCA